GCGGGACCCCGCGGGGCGGCGCGGCCGAAGCGCAGCAGGAGGAGGACGCGGCCGGAGGGAUCAGGAAGCGGCGGCGCUGCGCCCGCGUCCUGAGCAGGCCGAGAAGUACAAACAGAUCUGGGUCCAGUAUGGCAGAUCCUGGUGAUGGUCCCCGUGCAGCGCCUGGGGAGGUGGCUGAGCCCCCUGGAGAUGAGAGUGGUACCUCUGGUGGGGAGGCCUUCCCCCUCUCUUCCCUGGCCAAUCUGUUUGAGGGGGAGGAAGGCUCCUCUUCUCUUUCCCCGGUGGAUGCUAGCCGCCCUGCUGGCCCUGGCGAUGGACGUCCAAACCUGCGUAUGAAGUUCCAGGGCGCUUUCCGCAAGGGGGUUCCCAACCCCAUUGACCUGUUGGAGUCCACCCUGUACGAGUCCUCAGUAGUGCCUGGGCCCAAGAAAGCGCCCAUGGAUUCCUUGUUCGACUACGGCACUUACCGUCACCACCCCAGUGACAACAAGAGAUGGAGGAGAAAGGUCGUGGAGAAGCAGCCACAGAGCCCCAAAGCUCCUGCACCCCAGCCACCCCCCAUCCUCAAAGUCUUCAAUCGGCCCAUCCUCUUUGACAUUGUGUCCCGGGGCUCCACUGCGGACCUAGAUGGACUGCUCUCCUUCUUGUUGACCCACAAGAAGCGCCUGACUGAUGAGGAGUUCCGGGAGCCGUCCACGGGGAAGACCUGCCUGCCCAAGGCGCUGCUGAACCUAAGCAACGGGCGCAACGACACCAUCCCGGUGUUGCUGGACAUUGCGGAGCGCACCGGCAACAUGCGUGAAUUCAUCAACUCGCCCUUCAGAGACAUCUACUACCGAGGCCAGACAUCCCUGCACAUUGCCAUCGAACGGCGCUGCAAGCACUACGUGGAGCUGCUGGUGGCCCAGGGAGCCGACGUGCACGCCCAGGCCCGCGGCCGCUUCUUCCAGCCCAAGGAUGAGGGAGGCUACUUCUACUUUGGGGAGCUGCCCUUGUCCCUGGCAGCCUGCACCAACCAGCCGCACAUCGUCAACUACCUGACAGAGAACCCUCACAAGAAAGCUGACAUGAGGCGACAGGACUCGAGGGGGAACACGGUGCUGCACGCGCUGGUGGCCAUCGCCGACAACACCCGAGAGAACACCAAGUUUGUCACCAAGAUGUACGACCUGCUGCUUCUCAAGUGUUCACGCCUCUUCCCCGACAGCAACCUGGAGACAGUUCUCAACAAUGAUGGCCUUUCGCCUCUCAUGAUGGCUGCCAAGACAGGCAAGAUCGGGGUCUUUCAGCACAUCAUCCGACGUGAGGUGACAGAUGAGGACACCCGGCAUCUGUCUCGCAAGUUCAAGGACUGGGCCUAUGGGCCUGUGUAUUCUUCUCUCUACGACCUCUCCUCCCUGGACACAUGCGGGGAGGAGGUGUCCGUGCUGGAGAUCCUGGUGUACAACAGCAAGAUCGAGAACCGCCAUGAGAUGCUGGCUGUAGAGCCCAUUAACGAACUGUUGAGAGACAAGUGGCGUAAGUUUGGGGCUGUGUCCUUCUACAUCAACGUGGUCUCCUAUCUGUGUGCCAUGGUCAUCUUCACCCUCACCGCCUACUAUCAGCCACUGGAGGGCACGCCACCCUACCCUUACCGGACCACAGUGGACUACCUGAGGCUGGCUGGCGAGGUCAUCACGCUCUUCACAGGAGUCCUGUUCUUCUUUACCAGUAUCAAAGACUUGUUCACGAAGAAAUGCCCUGGAGUGAAUUCUCUCUUCGUCGAUGGCUCCUUCCAGUUACUCUACUUCAUCUACUCUGUGCUGGUGGUUGUCUCUGCGGCGCUCUACCUGGCUGGGAUCGAGGCCUACCUGGCUGUGAUGGUCUUUGCCCUGGUCCUGGGCUGGAUGAAUGCGCUGUACUUCACGCGCGGGUUGAAGCUGACGGGGACCUACAGCAUCAUGAUUCAGAAGAUCCUCUUCAAAGACCUCUUCCGCUUCCUGCUUGUGUACCUGCUCUUCAUGAUCGGCUAUGCCUCAGCCCUGGUCACCCUCCUGAAUCCGUGCACCAACAUGAAGGUCUGUGACGAGGACCAGAGCAACUGCACGGUGCCCACGUAUCCUGCGUGCCGCGACAGCGAGACCUUCAGCGCCUUCCUCCUGGACCUCUUCAAGCUCACCAUCGGCAUGGGAGACCUGGAGAUGCUGAGCAGCGCCAAGUACCCCGUGGUCUUCAUCCUCCUGCUGGUCACCUACAUCAUCCUCACCUUCGUGCUCCUGUUGAACAUGCUUAUCGCCCUCAUGGGUGAGACCGUGGGCCAGGUGUCCAAGGAGAGCAAGCACAUCUGGAAGUUGCAGUGGGCCACCACCAUCCUGGACAUCGAGCGUUCCUUCCCUGUGUUCCUGAGGAAGGCCUUCCGCUCCGGAGAGAUGGUGACUGUGGGCAAGAGCUCAGAUGGCACUCCGGACCGCAGGUGGUGCUUCAGGGUGGACGAGGUGAACUGGUCUCACUGGAACCAGAACUUGGGCAUCAUUAACGAGGACCCUGGCAAGAGUGAAAUCUACCAGUACUAUGGCUUCUCCCACACCGUGGGGCGCCUUCGUAGGGAUCGUUGGUCCUCGGUGGUGCCCCGCGUAGUGGAGCUGAACAAGAACUCAAGCGCAGAUGAAGUGGUGGUACCCCUGGAUAACCUAGGGAACCCCAACUGUGACGGCCACCAGCAGGGCUACGCUCCCAAGUGGAGGACGGACGAUGCCCCACUGUAGGGGCCGUGCCAGAGCUCGCACAGAUAGUCCAGGCUUGGCCUUCGCUCCCACCUACAUUUAGGCAUUUGUCCGGUGUCUUCCCACACCCGCAUGGGACCUUGGAGGUGAGGGCCUCUGUGGCGACUCUGUGGAGGCCCCAGGACCCUCUGGUCCCCGCCAAGACUUUUGCCUUCAGCUCUACUCCCCACAUGGGGGGGCGGGGCUCCUGGCUACCUGUCUCGCUCGCUCCCAUGGAGUCACCUAAGCCAGCACAAGGCCCCUCUCCUCGAAAGGCUCAGGCCCCAUCCCUCUUGUGUAUUAUUUAUUGCUCUCCUCAGGAAAAUGGGGUGGCAGGAGUCCACCCGCGGCUGGAACCUGGCCAGGGCUGAAGCUCAUGCAGGGACGCUGCAGCUCCGACCUGCCACAGAUCUGACCUGCUGCAGCCCUGGCUAGUGUGGGUCUUCUGUACUUUGAAGAGAUCGGGGCCGCUGGUGCUCAAUAAAUGUUUAUUCUCGGUGGACA
Mus musculus (house mouse) is the source of this 3245-nucleotide messenger RNA. It is a transcript of the gene Trpv4, whose product is annotated as transient receptor potential cation channel, subfamily V, member 4. Gene Ontology annotation, biological process: positive regulation of striated muscle contraction; positive regulation of vascular permeability; positive regulation of microtubule depolymerization. Gene Ontology annotation, cellular component: filopodium; cilium; lamellipodium. The transcript is spliced from 16 exons. The coding region runs from base 129 to 2744 and encodes 871 amino acids. Gene Ontology annotation, molecular function: calcium channel activity; beta-tubulin binding; protein kinase C binding. NCBI's taxonomy places the organism in Eukaryota, Metazoa, Chordata, Mammalia, Rodentia, Muridae. The record is from RefSeq and is a predicted model, not a curated record.